AUCGCACCUUCCUUGACAGUGAAUGCAGUAAUACAGUCUAUGAAAAAUGGCCCCGAACGACUUCAAUACGGCAGCACCCCCGGAGACCUUGGAGUAUCGCUCGCAGCCGCAACAUGAGUCACGGACACAAGAUGACCCGGUGGCGGACGACAACGAGAAGCCCGUCUUCUUCUUUGACAUUGAUAACUGCCUUUAUCCCAAGAGUCUUGACAUUCACCGCAUGAUGGCCGAACUGAUUGACAAGUUCUUCCAGAAUCAUCUGAGUCUCUCCCAGAAAGAUGCCAAUGAGCUUCACUACAGAUACUACCGUGAAUACGGCCUUGCCAUUGAAGGACUAGUCCGACACCACAAAGUCGAUGCCCUAGAGUACAACAGCAAAGUCGAUGAUGCAUUGCCUCUAGGCGACGUCAUCAAGCCAAACCCCGAACUACGGAAGCUAAUUGAAGACAUCGACACGAGCAAGGUGCGCUUAUGGCUGUUCACAAACGCAUACAUUACCCAUGGCAAGCGCGUUGUCAAGCUUCUUGAGAUUGAUGAUCUCUUCGAAGGUAUCACUUAUUGUGACUAUGGCUCAGACAAGUUCUACUGCAAACCACACGCGGAGAUGUAUGACAAGGCCAUGGCGGAAGCUGGAAUCAAGUCCAACGACAAAUGCUAUUUUGUCGACGACUCCUACAUCAACUGCAAGGCGGCUGCUGAGCGAGGCUGGAAGACGGCACAUUUGCUAGACGAGAAUGACCCAUCACCUGCCCAGCCAGCCAGCCAGUACCAAAUCCGCAGUCUGCAGGAGCUGCGUCGCAUUUUCCCAGAGGUGUUCAAGAGCUCGUAAGACGACGCUAGCGUGUACCGAGGUACGGUACAGCACGCGAAACACGGUACACGGUACAUGGAUCACAUAGACGACAAUCAUGCCCAUAGAAAGACGGAUAGAAUAGAAACAAUGACGAAUCCCUCCCCAUGAUCAGCAAA
This is a messenger RNA of Pyrenophora tritici-repentis Pt-1C-BFP, 969 nucleotides long. RefSeq names its product hydrolase (HAD superfamily). Lineage: Eukaryota; Fungi; Ascomycota; Dothideomycetes; Pleosporales; Pleosporaceae. Gene Ontology annotation, molecular function: nucleotidase activity. Gene Ontology annotation, biological process: nucleotide catabolic process; pyrimidine nucleobase metabolic process. The record is from RefSeq and is a predicted model, not a curated record.